Molecule: messenger RNA, 417 nt
Organism: Caenorhabditis bovis
Lineage: Eukaryota; Metazoa; Nematoda; Chromadorea; Rhabditida; Rhabditidae
Source: the annotation of a GenBank genome assembly
AUGGUGACCAUUUUUAUUUCUUUCGUUUUGUCGCAUACCCUCUUCGGACAGUACUUGCCAUUUUUCUUGCACAUGGCUUGCACAAUUUUCCCUCUUCUCCGAUCAAUUAAGGCCAUCGGAGAGAAAGAAUCCACUAAUGAACUCUCCAGCUCGCUUUUUUUCUGGGUUCUUUACGUGUUCUCCUCAUACUUCGACUCCCUCAUCGGACAACCACUUCCAAUUUACUAUGACUUGAAGGCCGGCUUCUUUCUUUACAUCUUCAACAACGAUUUGAAAGUGCUUAGCAAGAUGCGCGCCAACUUCGAGCCAUUGUUCGCCAAAAUUAGUCGAAGUCGAGCCCAGAUGAUUGGAAAACAAACCUGCCCAAUGUCUACCGCUGCGCAAUCCACAGAUGAGGCAUGUGAUAAGGAGGAAUAA